UAAAUUUUGCUAACAUCUAAAGCAUCGUUGAGUCUUCCUGCGCCGCCUCCUUCCUCUUCACCACUUGCGUGCCGCCGUCGUCUCCACUGGCGAGCAGCCAAUUUCUCCGUUCCGCCUUAUUUAUUUCUAGCUCAUAUGGAUCAAAAUCUAGUUUCCGCUGCUUCCUUCUCCUCAUCCCCGAUUCUCGAAACCCUAGGCGAAGAAAUCCUUCGAAUACUCUACCCCGUAUCUUUUUGCAUGUUCCUCGUCGUUCUCCUCGUUUCGGCACUCAUCUCCCCCGAUAACUCAUCCAUGUCUCUCUCCUCCAUCGCUAGUAUCGCCUAUUCCGAAUCUUCGUCCGAUUCCUUCUGGUCCAAGCUCUCCGGCGCCUUCUUGAACUCCCUCCUCUUUAUUGCCGUCAUCACAAUCUUAACUUUCCUACUCGUCCUCCUCUUCUACCUCCGCUGUACUCCUUGCCUCAAAUCCUACAUGGCCUUCUCCUCCUUCGUUGUACUCUCCUUUCUCGGCGGCGAGAUCUCCCUCCUCCUACUCUCCCGCUUCGUAGUUCCCAUCGACGCGUUUUCCUUUCUCCUACUUCUCUUCAACUUCUCCGUUGUUGGAACCUUAUCGGUUUUCCUCGCCAAGGCGCCAAUUUCGCUUACCCAUGGUUACUUGGUCAUUAUCGGUGUGCUUGUGGCUUAUUGGUUCACGCUUCUUCCAGAGUGGACUACUUGGGCGCUGCUGAUCUCCAUGGCAUUGUAUGAUCUCGCUGCUGUUUUGCUUCCAGUUGGGCCUCUUAGGCUUCUGGUGGAGCUAGCGAUCUCGAGGGAUGAGGAUAUUCCAGCGCUGGUGUAUGAAGCUCGGCCGGUGGAUACUCAGGCCGGUGGAAGGAGGUUGUGGAGAGAAAGGAGGAAUCUUGAGGGCAAUCCAAUUUCUAUGCCUGAUAAUGAUUCUCUGAGGCAUGAGAACCUAACACCUCAGACAACGAUGACAAUUACAGUGGAAGCAUCAGAUGAAGAUUCUGCUAGUACUGAAUUGGUAGCUCCAUUGGUGUCACAGCAGCCAAGAAGGCAAGAGAUUGAGGCGGCGGAGGGGAUCGGAUUGGGAUCUUCUGGUGCCAUCAAGUUGGGAUUGGGGGAUUUCAUCUUCUACAGCGUAUUGGUUGGGAGAGCAGCGCUGUAUGAUUUCAUGACAGUGUACGCUUGUUAUCUCGCCAUUGUUGCUGGGCUAGGUGUAACUCUUUUGCUCCUUGCGUUCUACAGGAAAGCUUUACCCGCUCUUCCUGUAUCAAUAGCUUUUGGCCUGUUGUUUUAUUUCUUGACAAGGGAAUUGUUAGAACUGUUCGUUGUUCAGUGCUCGGUGAACUUGUUGAUGUUUUGACGAGUAUAUAUUGCUAUGAACUAAGACCAAAGACUACUCUGUUUACUGAGUAAUUCAUGGACUUAUCUUGCGACUACUUCAUCUUAUCACUCUCUGAAUCUCCAUAAUUCAUCAUGAAAUGGUUAUUUGAGCAGGGAGAAAUCCCACUACUGUUCUUUACUUUAACUUUCAACAAAAGCAAUUUGACAUUUUUUACUGUA
Molecule: messenger RNA, 1559 nt
Organism: Dendrobium catenatum
Lineage: Eukaryota; Viridiplantae; Streptophyta; Magnoliopsida; Asparagales; Orchidaceae
Product: presenilin-like protein At2g29900
Exons: 1
Coding region: 136-1359 (407 amino acids)
Biological process (GO): protein processing
Cellular component (GO): nucleus; membrane
Molecular function (GO): aspartic endopeptidase activity, intramembrane cleaving
Source: RefSeq, a predicted model, not a curated record